AUGGCCCCUCUCAAAGAGUCCCCCGAUCCUGCGUCUCCUACAUGGGCGACCAGCGUCGACACCGACUAUCUCGUCUUCUUUGCCUCGCGUGAUCAGGAGGGAAAGAUGUGGUGUCCAGAUUGCAGGGCGGUGGAAGACCUCGUAAAAUCUACGUUCGAGCCUCCUGGGACACCUUCCGCCACGAUCGUGUGGGUCGGCCAACGGUCAGACUGGAAAACACCUGCUGCUCCGUUCAGAGCGGAACCUUGGAACGUGCGGUCCGUGCCUACCAUUAUCAGGCGGCGAGACGGCGCAAGACUCGUGGAUGACGAGAUCGUGGAACGGUUGCAAGAGUGGCUGAGCGAGUAG
This is a messenger RNA of Epithele typhae, 348 nucleotides long. RefSeq lists its product as uncharacterized. The coding region runs from base 1 to 348 and encodes 115 amino acids. Gene Ontology annotation, molecular function: protein-disulfide reductase [NAD(P)H] activity. The transcript has 4 exons. NCBI's taxonomy places the organism in Eukaryota, Fungi, Basidiomycota, Agaricomycetes, Polyporales, Epitheliaceae. Gene Ontology annotation, cellular component: cytosol. The record is from RefSeq and is a predicted model, not a curated record.